GUUUACGGCUGGUUGUUAGCCCUUUAGUAGUGUGAACAUUGGCGAUACAGAAAACUACAGCUCCCUACACAAAUAAGGGCGCCGUACUGAGAUUUGUUUUUAGCUUAGCUGGUACACACGAGUGAAAUUGUAACCGAGGGAAAAAAAAUUAUAAUUUUAAGUGUAUAUUGCUUUUCUCUAAACAUUGUCGCAAACGUCUUGCGCAUCCCCAUCUUUCUGGAGUUAAUUUGCUGCCAUGCCGGUGCACCGUGACCGGGAGAAGAAAGAGAUCACAGCAGAGGAGAUGGAGGUGGAGGAGCAGGAGCAAGAGGCGUCCAGCUCAGAGGAGGAGGAUUCUGACACUUCGUCUGUUUCCGAGGAUGGAGACAGCUCUGAAAUGGAUGAGGAGGACUGUGAGCGGAGAAGGAUGGAGUGUCUGGAUGAAAUGACCAACCUGGAGAAACAGUUCACAGAUCUCAAAGACCAGCUGUAUCGUGAGCGUCUCAGUCAGGUGAACAGCAAGCUGUCGGAGGUGGAGGCUGGCCGGGCAGCAGAAUAUCUGGAGCCUCUGGCUGUACUGUUGGAGAACAUGCAGGUCCGCACCAAGGUGGCAGGUAUCUACAGAGAGUUGUGUCUGGAGUCCUUGAAGAACAAGUAUGAGUGUGAGAUCCAGGCUGCGUGCCAGCACUGGGAGAGCGAGAAGCUGCUGCUGUUUGACACAGUACAGAGUGAACUGGAGGAGAAAAUUCGAAGACUGGAGGAAGACAGACACAGCAUCGAUAUUACAUCAGAGUUGUGGAAUGAUGAGUUAUCGGGAAGGAAGAAGAGGAGAGAUGCUUUGAGUCCAGAUAAGAAGAGGAGACGGCCUUCAGUGGUGUCUGGCCCAUAUAUUGUUUACAUGCUACCUGACUUGGACAUCCUGGAAGACUGGACAGCUAUCAGAAAGGCCGUGGCUACGCUGGGUCCCCACAGAGGGAAGUCCGACUCUGACAGCCCUGUGUUCCCAUUCAGACAAGACAGAAGCAGGCCCAUUCUCAACUGCUGAGGAACACACACAUACCCAUACACACACACACGUACAACAGACCCAAUACAUGCAAAUAUAUAUAUGGUUCAGUUCACUUUUGCGAGCAUGAAAAUGACACACAGCUGGACAUUUCUCUGAAUCUUCCCACAAUCCACUACACUCCUCUGCAAACAGUGGCACCAGUCGGUAAGCUGCCUCUCAAGCCAACGGACACACAAUAAGGACUCGCAGGUUUAAAUCCCUUUUAAAGGACAACAGGAAUAGAAGCAUUCAAUUUAGUGACGUUAGUACCCAGUACUUUUUGUUCAGAAUUGGGCUGUCGCUUUCAUUUGUUUCUGUUUACUCAGUGGAGAGGUAAGAGAUUUACCUAUUAAAGUUUCAGUUGGUAACGUUUGUAAAAAAUAACUUCUGCUGUAACUCAUUUUUGCUCAUACUAUCUGUAUCCUGACAGUAUGACAUGAGACAGUUAAUCUGUGGAAAAAGAAUCAUGUUCCUCUGCCUCCUCCUGGUGCUCCUAAUGGCAUUAGGAAAAUAACCAAUCAGAGCCGAGGAGUCUCUAACACAGUGUCAAUGGCUCGUGAACUGGUGUCUGUUAGAUGUAAAACGACAAAGUUACAGCUAAACAGUACACUAAAAUAUGUUUCUGGAAACAUUUAAGGCGAAAUAGGCUAUGUAGUAACAUAAUCUUGAUUCAUAUUUGAUCAGCUCUGCCUAGCUUUACAGUGGGGCCGCAGUUUACGAGCAGUCAUUGACACUGCGUUAGAGACUCCUCGGCUGGAGUGGAGUGGAGUUUUCCUCCAGGCACAGUGGAAUCUUGCAGAUGCCUUUAGGAGCACUAGGGGGAGGCAGAGGAACAGAGUAUCUGUCUCAACUACUACUGUCAGGAUAUAGUGACAGUUUCAGCAAAUAUGACAAAAAGUUAUUUUUUUUUUUUUAUAAAAGUUACCAACUGCAGCUUUAGUGGACAAUAAUAAAAAAAUGUGAUACCCAGAGUUCAACUUUUUAAAGAAAAAAAUCAAGCAUUGAACUUUUAUUUGGGGAUACUGGUGCUUUUAGACGUUUGUUUUUAAUCGAGAAUUCAAACCAGUAAGUUACAAUCCUGUCAGGUUCCACAUUAUUCUUUGUAAUUGUAAGCACUGAGAUUAUUGACGAAGCUUCCAAUGACAUAUGGGGAAACGCUGGUCUAUAUAUGAACCCGUUUGAUUGGGCCAUGACAUCUUUUAAAUAGUUGUACUUUUAUGUGGAUCAGUUUUAAUGUCUUAUAUGAGACUAAUUAUUACUUUUUCUUAUGGUGUUUUGAAUACAGUGGUUAGGUGGUAAUCCUAUGACAGUGUAGAGACCGAGUGUACAGUUUUGCACUCCACAGUGCCUACUUUUGAAGUCCAUUUCUCGUCACGUUCUUUUGGUUUUGUGAUGCAUCUUGCAUUUUUAAGAGUUGCAGUAAUUGUGGUUGAGACAAAUAACAGAAGUUAGUGAUAACAGUAAUUAAAAUGCUAGAUAAGGCAAAAGGUAUUUCAAGAUUGUGUGUGCAUACGUGACCAAGACAGACUUAGUCAGUACAUUCAGAAAUGAAUAAUACUUACACUUUCCUUAACCAUAUAAAUAUAAUCCAAAUUAUAUUUAUACUGGACUAUUUUAGGCUUUAACUAACCUUUUUCAAACUGCCAGUGUACUUCCUCAUACCACCAGCAUAGCAAAAAAAAAAAAAAGGGAUAUUUCAGUAGAUCAUAUACAGUUUUCGUGGGAUACCUGGGCAUUUUGAAUCUUUUUUUCCAUGACAAACUCUUUCAUGAAAUCCUAUAUUUUUGUUAACAUAGCUGGUUAUCUCCAUGUGGAUCGUCAA
This is a messenger RNA of Sander lucioperca (pikeperch), 2849 nucleotides long. RefSeq names its product BRMS1 like transcriptional repressor a (gene brms1la). Lineage: Eukaryota; Metazoa; Chordata; Actinopteri; Perciformes; Percidae. The record is from RefSeq and is a predicted model, not a curated record. Gene Ontology annotation, molecular function: histone deacetylase binding. The transcript is spliced from 9 exons. Gene Ontology annotation, biological process: negative regulation of transcription by RNA polymerase II. Gene Ontology annotation, cellular component: Sin3-type complex. The coding region runs from base 236 to 1024 and encodes 262 amino acids.